Drosophila navojoa is the source of this 3389-nucleotide messenger RNA. It is a transcript of the gene CoRest, whose product is annotated as REST corepressor. Gene Ontology annotation, molecular function: transcription corepressor activity. Gene Ontology annotation, cellular component: transcription regulator complex; histone deacetylase complex. The record is from RefSeq and is a predicted model, not a curated record. Gene Ontology annotation, biological process: regulation of transcription by RNA polymerase II; negative regulation of DNA-templated transcription. Lineage: Eukaryota; Metazoa; Arthropoda; Insecta; Diptera; Drosophilidae.
AAGUAUAGUCCUAUCCACUGUUACAAUAAACAGCUCGUGCGCGUCGCGUAACCUAUUGAACAACAGAAUAAAAUUAAACGGCCAAACCGACAGACAAAGCUACGCUACGGUCGUUACUGGCAAAGUACGCUGUGGAACGGCCAAUGCAGAAUUUUGUCAUACGCGAGUAUUUUUUUUUCGCGUUCAGUUUAGGUUUUAGUUACCUGCGCGCAACAACCCCGUCGCCUUAGUCGCUGCGUUUCCAAUUCUAAAACCCGAACAUAUUACAAAGUGUGCGUUGCAUGAGCAAUAAUACAGCUCCGUGUUGUAAUUUAAUAAACUCUCAAUCGUGUAAAUAAGUGAAAACAGCUGCAACAGUAUUUUAUACUCUGCGUUUGUUUGAGGCGCAAGUCUUUAAAUAGUUGUAUUUGUUCUCUCUCGUUUGUUUGUUUACUGCAAACGGGUAGCAGUUAAAGUUGCUCCUCGUUGGUCCUGUUGUUUGUUUGUUUUCUUUGUUGUUGGAGUUGCAAUAAUACGCAGCACGCUGGAGAAACAAAAUAAACGCUCCCAGCUCAUACGCGACAAGAUGGUGUUGGCCGAGCGCAACACCGGCGACAUAGUACGCAAUGGCCGUCGCUCACGUGGACCUAGCCCCAAUACACAUCAGAGCGGCGGUGGCAGCGCUGCUACUGCUGCCGCAGCCGCUGCUGCUGGGCAUGGGCACAAUGCUGGCGGCUUGGGGGUAGGUGGCAACUCUGUUAAUUCAGGCAACGCGAAUGAGAAAGCCGCAGCUGCCGUCACAGGAGCUGGCACACCCGAGAGCUCCGACGAUGAUAACUAUCUCCAUGUAGCAACCAAGCGAAAUGGCAAGUCCAAGGCGAAGCAAUCUGAAUACGAAGAGAAAAUCCGUGUUGGUCGUGAUUAUCAGGCUGUGUGUCCACCGCUCGUGCCUGAGAUGGAACGUCGCCCAGAACUGAUGAAUGAGCGUGCACUGCUAGUGUGGUCACCCACAAAAGAGAUACCCGACUUGAAGUUGGAGGAAUAUAUUUCGGUUGCCAAAGACAAGUAUGGCUAUAAUGGCGAACAAGCUUUGGGCAUGUUAUUCUGGCAUAAACACGAUUUGGAACGCGCUGUCAUGGACUUGGCUAACUUUACGCCUUUUCCCGACGAAUGGACCAUGGAGGAUAAAGUGCUGUUCGAGCAAGCCUUUCAAUUUCAUGGCAAGAGCUUUCAUCGUAUACGCCAAAUGUUGCCGGAUAAGUCGAUUGCCAGUCUGGUCAAGUAUUAUUAUUCGUGGAAGAAGACACGUCACCGCAGCAGCGCAAUGGAUCGACAGGAGAAAAUGCUAAAGGCCGCUGUCAAGGACGGCUCCGAGAAUGGCAGCGAGCUAGGCAGCAAUGAGGAAUCUGAUAACGAUAACGACAAGAAGGCCCAUAACAAUAAUGGCGGAUUGCCUGGAAGCAAUGGAAGUGCCAACAACAACAGCAGCAAUGCAUCUGGGGAUAACGGCGGAAGCAGCAGCGGCAGUGGCGUUGGCGCGGGCAGCGGCAGCAAUAGCAAUAACAACAACAGCAUUGAACUGGAUGCCGAGCAGCUGUGCAUCUAUACGAAUGCAUUGAGCGAUGAUAUGCUUGGCUUUGGCCUGCCCGGCUUUGGUCUGACCAUCGAUAAUGGCAUCGAGUUUGAUAACGAUAUCAACAAUCACAAUGCUGGCAACACUGGCAACAGCAACGGCAGCGGCCGGCGCGUCGUUGUGGGCGGUUUUUGCAAAAAUUGCAAUGUUGUCUGCUACAUAUUGUUCGAUUCGCCAUUGGGUCGCAUGUGCAAAAGUUGUCACACGCACUGGAGACGCACUGGAAAUCGACGACCGAUCUCUGGUCCGGAUAGCGUUGUGUCCUCCAAACGUUCCGCACACAACAACAACAACAACAACAACAGCAAUAGCAAUACUAAUAAUACGAACAAUAAUAAUAACAAUACCAACAACAACAAUAAUAAUAACAACAACAACAACACCGCCGCUGCGGCAGAUCGCUCCAAGCGAAAACCACCGCGUGGCAUGUAUAUCAAUCACGACGAUCUCACCGCCCUGGCCGGCUGCAAAAAUCCGUGCGAAUACCUAGCCGAAGGCGAUCGCAAAAUAGCCGCUCUCAUGGCCGAAAUACAAAAGAAUAGGCAACUAAUGGAGCAUCUGGAGAGGGACUGCAACGAUGGCCAACUGACGGAAGAGGGCGGCAGCAAUGCAGCUAAAGCCUCGCUAGGAGCAGCCGGAGCCGUCGCAGCAGGAGCAGCCGCAGCUGCUGCAGGAGAGACGACAGCAACAACAACGACGACGACGACGUCGUUGACUUCAACAGGCACAGCUACAGCGGCGGCAACACCAUCGCUAACAGCAGCAGCCGCCGCAGCAGCGACUGCUCAGCCAGCUCGCAUUUCACCACGUUGGACAAGCGAUGAGAACAAGGUGGUGUUGCUCGCCUUGCGCGACUACGGCAAGAACUUUCAGAUGAUCGCCAAGGUGGUUGGCACCAAGACGGAGGCGCAUGUGCGCACCUACUACUUGAACAAUCGACGACGCUAUAAUCUAGAUGAGAUCGUUAAGGAAUAUGAGGCCAAGGCGGAGGAGGCAUUGCUCGAGGAGCAGGGCUCUGAGGCAGCAGCAGCAGCUGCAUCAGCGGCAGGAGCUACUCCAACAACAGCAGCUGCAGCAGCAGCCACAGCAGCAACAACUGCUGCCAACUCCUCCAGUGAGGCGAGCGAGGAGCAGCAGCUCUCGAAAAAAGAUGAGAUGGCUAAGAAGAAGUCGGACUUGAGCACUGACGGCAACUCAACAGCAGCAGCAGCAGCAGCAGGUUCAGGAGCUGCUGCAUCUGGCCCAGCGGCAACAGCUGCUGCAGUAACUAGCACAGCAGCUGCUGCUGCUGCAGCUGCUGUUAGUAAAGCUACGCCCACUAUAACAAUUGUCGACGAAUCGGAUACGGCGACCAACUCCUCGAGCAGCGAUGCAGUUCAAAUCGUUGCCAAUUCUGUAUCCAGCUCAACACUGUCCAGCAACAGCAGCAGCAGCAAUAAUAACAACAACAAUAACAACAACAACAGUAACAACAACAGCAGCAGCAGCAGCGCCGCGCCCGCCAAAACAGCGACCAACAACAAUCACAACGAAUCAGCUGACAGCCAGGAAUCGUCCCUAACGCUCAAGUCAAGUCACGUCUCAGCCGCUAAGCGUGACAAUUCCGAAUUGAACACUGCCGAAAUGCCGCCAGCCAAGAAAAUGGCACUAGCCGUUGAUUUUCUGGCCAAGUGAGAGUCACGCCCAUAUGCAAAGAGAAAGAGACGGCCUCCUCGUUGGAUGUCUGAAAAUAACUGAUGCCUGAUCAGCAGGCGACACACAUAGCAGGCGACACACA